Drosophila mojavensis is the source of this 1929-nucleotide messenger RNA. Its product is annotated as sperm flagellar protein 1. Gene Ontology annotation, molecular function: microtubule binding. The coding region runs from base 343 to 1218 and encodes 291 amino acids. Gene Ontology annotation, cellular component: axoneme. Lineage: Eukaryota; Metazoa; Arthropoda; Insecta; Diptera; Drosophilidae. The transcript is spliced from 2 exons. The record is from RefSeq and is a predicted model, not a curated record. Gene Ontology annotation, biological process: regulation of cytoskeleton organization.
UAAAAUUUUCAUUUACAAUUUUGAAGCAGACGAAAUCGUACAGAUUUGUGACUAUAGUCUCGUUCAAAUUCAAGACGUAUAACUUCGUUAUUAUAUUUUUUUUAUAAAAAAAAAUUUCCUUUUUAAAAAUUACAAAAUUCAAAGUAAAUUCAUAUCGUGAAUAAAAAUAACUAGAGAAAUCGUUCCACCGUUGAAACGAAUACACGCCCGUGAGCACAGUGAUAAUACGCAUAAAAAGUACAAAAAAUCGUCGAUUCAAAGUGAACACAGCAAUAACCCACGCGAAAAUACACAAAUAUAUAUAUUCGCACGUAUAUAUAUUAUAUAUAUAUUUGAAGAACCAUGCAUCGCCGAGGCUUUGCUCUGCCCAAAUACGCGCUGUGUAUUAAGAGAAGUUCUCUGAGCGCGGUUGAGCGGUAUGAACUGAACCAGUGGCUGGAGGAGCAUCACAUUAGCUCAUCGAACCUGCGACGAGCCUUCACCGAUGUGCAACCCCUGGCCCGACUGUUGCAUCGUUAUUAUCCCGAAAUUAUUGAUCUCAAAAUCUACCCGCCAGUGAAUAGUGUGCACAACAAGGUGUGUAACUGGGAGACAUUUAACCGGCGCGUCCUGUCCAAACUGGGCCUGCAGUUGACUCGGGAGCAGAUGAUUCGUGUUGCCCGCAGCGUGCCCGGCUCUGUGGAUCAGCUGCUGUAUAGCAUAAUGCGUGUCCAUCGGGCAGCAGAGCAGAAGGCGCGCGAGCAGCGUGUCAGCACCGAGGAAGAGGAUGAGUCGACAACGGCAACUUUGCAGCCAUCUGGUGGAACGGACGAGGCCAAGUCCAACGAACGGAAACCACUGACCCUGCCCGUUCCCGUGCCGUUGCCGACGACCUUGUCCUUCAGUUUGUCGCAGGCCAACAGGCAGAAUAUUGACGAAGUCAAUCAACUGAUACCGACCGCAUACGCAGUGAGGAGCCUGAGGCAGGCAGCGUCCGCAACUCCAUCGACGACUGUGAAGAGUGCGUCCAUGUCACGAGGUGGCAUACCCACGGGCGCUAGCACCACUGGACGUUCGGGUCGCACUAAGCGGCAUUCGCUGAACAGACGCUCCUACACAACAACGCCAACUGUCGAGCUGCCAGCAGGAGAGACAGCGGCCAUCGGAGGUGCAAUGCCAGAAGCAGCUGCGGCAGUCCCACAAACAAUGGCAACAGCAUCCCGACAAAGAGGCCGUUAAGAAGUUGCAGCGUCGGAACGCUCGAAUCGCUCGUUACGACCAGUGGAGCGCUCAUCUGGAGAACAUGCUGCAGCUGAAGUGCGAACGGAUCGAUGAGCUGCAGCGCCAGGUGGCCGUUGCCAUGUUGGCCACCCGCCAACAGAGUCGACGAUCGAGGCACAAGAAGCGUCAGGUCCCAACAACGAUUGGUGGGAUGCUAGAGGCUUCUAAAAGACUGUAGAUGCAUACACACACCCACACAUACACAUAUAUAUAUAUAUACUUGCAUACACACAAUCACAAAGAAACACUGACAUUCCCACUUCUGAAUCAAUCGAUCCCAGUGUUCAUACCUCUCUGCUCGCAUAUAUACAUAUAUAUAUAUAUUGUACACAUAUACACAUGUAUAUAUAUACAUUUAUAUAUAUCUCUUUAUAUAUCCUUAUAUGUCCCUAUAUGUAUGCAGUCUAUAUAUGUAUAUCGCAUUCAAGGCUACUUUAUCUUCUCUACCAAAUUUCGGUUCAAUCUAUCAUAUCUCUGAUUUGUCCAUAGCAUAAUUCAAAUUCGGGUCGCACAUUUCUUUCGGCACAAACUUUAUAGAGACAGUCACCCAACCUAACAAACGCCCUCCUCCCCUGAUUUAGACCAAUAUCUAAACAAAAACAAAAACAAACAAAAAACGAACAAAAACCUAACCUGACAAUACAAUACAUUUUUUUUGUAAAUUUAACC